Molecule: messenger RNA, 2151 nt
Organism: Juglans microcarpa x Juglans regia
Lineage: Eukaryota; Viridiplantae; Streptophyta; Magnoliopsida; Fagales; Juglandaceae
Product: pre-mRNA-splicing factor SLU7-A-like
Exons: 10
Coding region: 146-1753 (535 amino acids)
Biological process (GO): mRNA splicing, via spliceosome
Cellular component (GO): spliceosomal complex
Molecular function (GO): pre-mRNA 3'-splice site binding
Source: RefSeq, a predicted model, not a curated record
UCCGAAUUCUAUUGUCUUGGCUUCGAAUAUCAUCUCUCCGUAGGCGGUAGGACCAUAUCCUUCUCUAAAUUUCUAGGGUUUCUGAUUUCAGAUUCCGAAUUCCUGAAACCGAAGAGCGAGCUUGGGGUUUUAGGAUCGAUCAAACAUGGCGACCGCUUCAGUUGCUUUCAAGUCUAGGGAGGACCAUCGUAAGCAAAUUGAAUUGGAAGAGGCGCGUAAAGCUGGGCUUGCACCAGCUGAGGUUGACGAGGAUGGAAAAGAGAUCAACCCUCACAUUCCCCAGUAUAUGUCAUCUGCACCUUGGUAUCUCAACGCUGAGAGACCUAGUUUAAAACAUCAAAGGAAGUGGAAGUCAGAUCCGAAUUACACCAAGUCAUGGUAUGACAGAGGUGCCAAAAUUUAUCAGGCUGAUAAGUACAGGAAGGGUGCAUGUGAAAACUGUGGAUCCAUGACACAUGAUGCAAAGGCAUGUAUGGAAAGACCCCGGAAAGUGGGAGCAAAGUGGACAAGCAAACACAUUGCACCUGAUGAAAAAAUAGAGACCUUUGAGCUUGACUAUGAUGGGAAACGGGACCGUUGGAAUGGAUAUGAUGCAUCCACCUAUGCCUAUGUCAUUGAGAGAUAUGAAGCAAGGGAUGAAGCUCGAAGGAAAUACCUGAAAGACCAACAGCUUAAGAAACUCGAGAAAAACAAUAACCAAAAUGGUGAGGCUGAGGUAAGCGAUGAGGAUGACGAUGAAGAUGAUCUCAGGGUAGAUGAAGCCAAGGUGGAUGAGAGCAAGCAAAUGGACUUUGCAAAGGUUGAAAAGCGUGUACGCACAACGGGCGGUGGGAGUACUGGAACUGUGAGGAACUUGCGUAUUCGGGAGGACACAGCAAAAUAUCUUUUAAAUCUUGAUGUCAACUCUGCACACUAUGAUCCCAAAACACGGUCCAUGCGUGAAGAUCCUCUUCCAGAUGCAGAUCCAAAUGAGAAGUUCUAUGGGGGAGAUAACCAACAUAGAAAUAGUGGUGAAGCUUUGGAGUUCAAGCAGCUCAACAUCCAUGCUUGGGAAGCAUUUGAUAAGGGGCAAGACAUUCACAUGCAAGCAGCUCCAUCUCAAGCUGAGUUGCUUUAUAAGAAUUAUAAGGUCAUUAAGGAGAAACUGAAGUCCCAAACAAAAGACACCAUAUUGGAGAAGUAUGGGAAUGCGGCUACUGAAGAAGACAUUCCAAUGGAGCUUCUACUAGGACAAAGUGAAAGAGAAGUUGAAUAUGAUCGUGCUGGCAGGAUCAUAAAAGGGCAGGAGAAAGCACUUCCGAGAAGCAAGUACGAAGAAGAUGUUUUCAUCAACAACCAUACAAGUGUUUGGGGUUCAUGGUGGAUGGAUCAUCAGUGGGGUUACAAGUGCUGCAAGCAAACGAUCCGAAACAGCUAUUGCACUGGCGCUGCUGGAAUAGAAGCUGCUGAGGCUGCAACAGAUCUUAUGAAGGCUAAUAUUGCUCGUAAGGAAGCUACUGAAGAGAUACCUUCACCAGUGGAGGAGAAAAGGCUUGCUACUUGGGGAACUGAUGUCCCAGAUGACUUGGUUUUGGAUGAGAAGUUACUGGCUGAAGCACUUAAAAAGGAGGAUGGAAGGAGGAGAGAAGAGAGAGAUGAGAGAAAGCGCAAAUACAAUGUUAGAUGGAAUGAUGAGGUGACAAUUGAGGAUAUGGAGGCAUACAGGAUGAAGAAAGUACAUCAUGAUGAUCCAAUGAAGGACUUCUUACACUAGUUUCAAACGUUCCAUGAUGGAGCUUCUUGCUACAACCCAUGAAGCUUUCUUUCUGCUGCAAGCUGGAUUUACUCGAAGCUGCUUUAUAAUGCAGUUUUACUAUAUAGCAAACUUCGUGCAUCAAGUACACGUAACACAUGGGAUAGAUCCUCCAUCACCGAUGUCUGUUUUUUGGUUGUGUUCUUACUGUAUGCUCCAUUUAGUCGAGAGCACCAGAUGGUGUAUGAAUGCUAAGAAACAUUCGUUUAUCUGACUGAUGAUCGUUUGGUACUCUUUCCACCCCAUGUGGAGAAUAUUUGUAGCUGUAAGUGGCAUACUUCUAUAUAUGUAUAUGUAAACUCAAAAAAAUAAAAAAAACAUGUGGAAAACAUGUAACCAAACAUGUUGAAAACAUUUCA